AUGGGAAAUGACUGCCGCAGACCAAACAAAAUUUACUCACCCAAAAAAGUUCAGCUUUUAAUAAGAGAUGAAACCUUUAGCCUUCCAAUAAUACCCCAAUCCUACGACCUCUUAGAGCAAAACGUCGAAAUGGUAGCAAAGUAUAUUUAUUCUAAUCCAGAUCCCCUGGACUACUACCAUCUGUCUUUUAUAAACUCCAAAAAUGGAGCUCAACAACAGCUUACUGACAGCAAAGCUUAUUACUCACUCCCCCCCCUCCAUGAGUGAAAAAAACAUUUUGUUCACUCACUAGGGGGGUUAAUUUUUUAUUUUUUUUAAAAAAUUUAUAUAUAAAUUUUAUAGAAAAUGUUUUUUCGAAAUUUAAAAAAAAAAAUCCUAAUUCGCAAAAAUUGGAAAGCAAAUAUUAAUUUAAUUUAUAAAAUUUAUGUUUUAGAACGCAUUUUGCUUAAAAUUUAAAACAGAAUUAGCUCUAGAUUUCAUUAUACUAAUUAUAACUUAUAUAUCAAAAUUUUUUCCAUAAAAAAAUUUUUAUUAUUAAAAAAAAUUUGUUCACUCACGGAAGGUGGGUAUUUGGGCAAAAAAUGGCGAUUUUUCUCAUGGGUUUUUUUCACUCACAGAGGUGGGGGGGAGUCAGCAUUUCGAAACUGACACGAGAAGAUUUUACAAAUCCGAGUCGAUAAGGAUUCUUAUAAAUGCAUGUUCGCCUUAAAUCCUAGUGAAUCAGGUCUCCCAAUCCUUGAUGAAGCCACAGUAGCUUUAGUUGACCAUUUACAAAAUAUUGAAGGUAAUAUUAUAUCUCUACUUGAAGGAUAUAAUAAUCUGCUGAAAUUUGCAGAGAAGUUUAGUGCUUAUACUAAGUGUCCUUGCAUAAAAGUUGUCAUAACGACACUUAUAUUGAUCGUAUCAAGCUCUCCUAAUGCAAAAACUGCAAUGGUUUUCCUCAGCUCUUUUCCAUAUAUUGACUUCAAUUUAGACCUUCUAGAAAAUGAAGCGUUAGAAGGAGCGAAAUAUUGAAAUGAUUUUUCUUUAUGCUUACAAAGAGCUAUCCCACAAAUGCUGGUAUUGAAAAAGGCGCUGGCUGAUGUACAAGUAGGCUUAAAACAGCACAGCAUGUCAAAUGGCCACACAAUUAAAAAAAGCAACAAUUUUUUAUUGGAAGCUGAAACAUUUUCAAAAGCCCUCACUGCUGGGUUUAAUUUUGUCAGAAAAAUUAAGAACCUUCACAAGAACGUUGCAGAGAUGGUAGAAAACUUACUCCCCCCCCCCUCCGUGAGCGAACAAAAAAAAUUUUGUUCGCUCACGGAGGGGGGUUAAUUUUUUUUUUUUUAAAAAAUUUAUAUAGAGAAAUUUUAUAAAAAAUAUUUUUUUCGAAAUUUAAAAAAAUCCUAAUUUUGCAAAAAUUGGGAAGCAAAUAUUAAUUUUAUUUGCAAAAUUUAUGUUUUAAAACGCAAUUUGUUUAAAAUUAAACAGAAUUAGCUCUAGAUUUCAUUAUACUAAUUAUCACUUAUAUAUCAAAAUUUUUUCCAUUAAAAUUUUUUUUCUAUUAAAAAAAUUUUUGUUCACUCACGGAGGGUGGGUUUUUGGUCAAAAAAUGGCGAUUUUUCUAAUGGUUUUGUUCGCUCACGGAGGGGGGGGGGGAGUUAGCAAAACCGGAGCAGGAGAACACGAUUAGAGGUAUCCAAAAUAUUAUUGGACUUUCAGGCUCUACUGACCCAGCCUCAGCAUUAAGGCUAUUCGCCCUUCGCCCAAGUGUGAAAUUAUCAAAUAUAAAGCAAGCCAUAUAA
Molecule: messenger RNA, 1784 nt
Organism: Blepharisma stoltei
Lineage: Eukaryota; Ciliophora; Heterotrichea; Heterotrichida; Blepharismidae
Source: the annotation of a GenBank genome assembly